This is a messenger RNA of Corylus avellana, 863 nucleotides long. Its product is annotated as Nascent polypeptide-associated complex (NAC), alpha subunit family protein. Gene Ontology annotation, cellular component: nascent polypeptide-associated complex. Lineage: Eukaryota; Viridiplantae; Streptophyta; Magnoliopsida; Fagales; Betulaceae. The record is from RefSeq and is a predicted model, not a curated record.
UUUUUGGGGUUUUAGGGUUUUUGCGUAUACUCUCUCUCUCUCACACAGUCCACACUCUCUUUUUCUGCAAAAUUCAGCCAUGACUGCUCAAACCCAGGAAGAACUCCUUGCUGCCCAUCUCGAGCAGCAGAAGAUCGAUCCUGAUGAGCCCUUGGUUGAAGAUGAUGAUGAGGACGAUGAUGAGGAUGACGAUGAUGACAAGGAUGAAGAUGAAGCCGAGGGACAACAAGAUGGAGAUGCAAGUGGUAGGUCGAAGCAAAGUAGAAGUGAAAAGAAAAGUCGCAAAGCAAUGUUGAAGCUUGGCAUGAAACCUAUCCCAGGUGUUAGCCGGGUCACUGUUAAAAAGAGCAAGAAUAUAUUGUUUGUCAUCUCAAAGCCGGAUGUUUUCAAGAGUCCAACUUCGGACACUUAUGUAAUCUUCGGGGAGGCGAAGAUUGAGGAUUUGAGCUCUCAACUUCAGACUCAGGCUGCAGAGCAGUUUAAGGCUCCUGAUCUCAGCCAUGUUAUUUCCAAACCAGAGACUUCGGCCGUGGCUCAAGAUGAUGAGGAAGUUGAUGAGACUGGAGUGGAACCCAAGGACAUUGAGUUGGUGAUGACACAGGCAGGAGUCUCUAGGUCGAAGGCAGUGAAAGCAUUGAAGACUGCAGAAGGCGACAUAGUUACUGCAAUAAUGGAUCUUACCAACUGAGGAAAAGAGAAGCUUUUUACAUGUUUUCUAUGUGAUGAUUUAGCAGUUUUAUGGUUUCUAUCGUUUUUCAAUUUUACAAAAUUCUCUCUUUUACUUUUUCUGUUGUACUUGUAAUGAACCGAGUGACUUAUCGGUGAGUUAUCAAUUGGAGCUUGUGUUUCUCUAUUUUAGUUCA